Messenger RNA from Serendipita indica DSM 11827, 609 nucleotides. The record is from the annotation of a GenBank genome assembly. NCBI's taxonomy places the organism in Eukaryota, Fungi, Basidiomycota, Agaricomycetes, Sebacinales, Serendipitaceae.
AUGGCAGGUAUUUUCAACGUCAAAGACCAGCUCGCCUUUUACGGCUCCUACCACAGCAACAAGGUCAACGUCGCCAUCCACAUUGUAUGCGUUCCUCUCAUCGUCUGGUCCACGCUCGUUUGGCUCUCUGCUGUUCCAUUACCAGAAUCCCUCCAAGCGUUCAAUCUCCCUAGCUUGUAUGUGAACCAGUACAUCAGCUUCCAGCCAACAUGCGCCUGGCUCUUCGUUGCCGCAUACGAGACGUACUACUUCAUUCUCGAACCCGUUGCAGCACUCAUUUACCUCCCUGAAUUCCUCCUUUCUCUCGGAGUCGCAAACUCUUUUUCACAUCGUCCAAAUGCCAUGCUCGAAGCAACAGCUGUGCACGUCUUUUCCUGGAUCAUGCAAUUCAUCGGCCAUGGUAAAUUCGAAGGCAGAGCCCCUGCCUUGUUGGACAAUCUGGUCGGCGCCCUCUUCCUCGCGCCCUUUUUCGUCCACCUCGAGAUCCUCUUCGCACUCGGAUAUCGUCCAGAUCUCCACAAGGCUCUCAAGAACUCGGUAGGUGUCAAAGUCACCGAGUUCCGCAAAUCCAAGGCGCAAGAACAGAGAUCUGCAAAGAAGGAGCUCUAA